UAAAGAACGGGAGCGUCUCCAAGCUAUGAUGGCCCACUUACAACUGCCAACUUUGCAACCACAGUCCCCUUCCAAACCUCUGAGUUCUGGGUCCGGUGUCACCAUGUCCAAGAGCCUGCCACCACUGUCCCCUCAGAAGCCCCUAACGGCCCCUGUUACCUCCCCAUCCUCACCCCGGGGGCCUGCAGGACUCUGCCCCACAAGUGUGGGGACAAUGCGAAGACACCACUCAGACAAGCACCCCUCUCUCUGCUCUCUGUCUUCAGAAUUGAACCCAAAUCAUGAGAUGUACAGAAAUGCAGAUAUCAGGCCACCUUUUACCUAUGCUACUCUGAUAAGACAGGCUAUAAUGGAUGCAUCGGACAUGCAGUUAACACUUAAUGAGAUAUACAGCUGGUUUACACAGACCUUUGCCUACUUCAGACGCAAUGCUGCAACGUGGAAGAAUGCAGUCCGCCACAACCUGAGCCUGCACAAGUGUUUUGUGCGUGUGGAGAACGUGAAGGGGGCCGUGUGGACAGUGGACGAGAUGGAGUACCAGAGAAGGAGGUCUCAGAAGAUCACAAGAAGCCCAACGCUAGGGAAGAACCAUCUCUCCAGCCUUGCUUAUUGGACUGCUCUUAAUACCAGUUUACAAGCUCCACUGACUGAGAAUGCUCUGGCUGUAUUAAAGAACAGGAGCCCUGCAGGCCUGAUAGGCAGCAGUUAUUUGGGUCUGGUACACCGGACCAAGUCACUAAAACAUCUGGACCUCCAGGACACCAAUGGACAACGCAGCCCACACUCCACUUCACUGGCCCAGCUGCCCCUCGUUGUCAAGGAAGAGGAGACGCCACCAGUGAUUAAGAAUUUGAAGGAUAAAGAAUGUCUGAUGUAAUUGCUGACAACAGCAAAUCCCAGUCCAGAGAUGCAGCAGGACAUGGAGCAAAAGAAGGGACAUCAAUCAGAUCUGGAAUAACAAUAGGAACCUCAAUGAUUGAAUAUAGCUACAACUCAACAUCCUGACUCUGACACCAACGCCUUCUAACUCUGAAGCUGUCCUAAUAUGGACACCGUAAUCUGGAAUGGACUCCACCAGGUCAGAAACCUUACUGACUGGCCUUUGUUGCCCAACUCUAUUUUAUUGUUAAUAAGACUUACAUUCCAUGACAGUGAGAACUCUCAACUUCCAGUGUGUCCAGUUUGCAUUUGUUUCUCUAACUGGAAAAAAAUAUCCUUUAUAAUCACUUAAUGUAAUAAUGGCUCACAGAUUAUGUUAAUUCGUUUACAAUAUUAUGAGACGUGCAAACUAUUGCAUUGUAGUGAUUUUUUAUUCAUGAUGGUCUUCUCUGUCAAAGUGUUUUUUGCAGAACUGUAAACAUAUUAUUGUAACAUGCACCCAAGGAGUACAUCAAAACAAUAUAUUGAAUAUGAUUGCUUCUCUUGAAAUCUUUAGCCCACAACACAAAAAACAUGCAUACCAAACAUAAUAAAAUCUGAACGAGCCGCAGUGGUUUGACCAGGACCGUGUUCUUUAGGCACACAACAGAAAACGUUUUAAAGCGUAUUGCAAUGGAGAGUGUAAAUGAGACUUUCUUAUUGGACAUGUCCAGGUAUUCUAUCCCUGUUUCAGUCCAUUUUCUUCCAUUUGGUGCCUAAUGUGCACAACCCAGAUGCAAAUAUGUGAUUCGCAGAGAUACGUAAGCUUGUUUAAUGUUUAAUCGUUGUCUUGUCUUUGACUUGCUUCUAAAAGUAAGAGAUGUAAAUGUGACAAGUAUGUCCUAUGUCUACUUCUGUUUGGCUCAUGCAAUAUAGUAGUUACACAAAUCC
Oncorhynchus tshawytscha (Chinook salmon) is the source of this 1809-nucleotide messenger RNA. RefSeq names its product forkhead box protein P2-like. Lineage: Eukaryota; Metazoa; Chordata; Actinopteri; Salmoniformes; Salmonidae. The transcript is spliced from 8 exons. Gene Ontology annotation, cellular component: nucleus. The record is from RefSeq and is a predicted model, not a curated record. Gene Ontology annotation, molecular function: RNA polymerase II cis-regulatory region sequence-specific DNA binding; DNA-binding transcription repressor activity, RNA polymerase II-specific. Bases 26 to 877 code for a protein of 283 amino acids. Gene Ontology annotation, biological process: regulation of transcription by RNA polymerase II.